Molecule: messenger RNA, 128 nt
Organism: Racocetra fulgida
Lineage: Eukaryota; Fungi; Glomeromycota; Glomeromycetes; Diversisporales; Gigasporaceae
Source: the annotation of a GenBank genome assembly
AAAGCUUUCAGAAGGAUAGGGAAUUCAAUUAUGAAAGAAGAGCUCUAACGAUGGGUGAAGAGAAGCUCUCAGUGAAUGCGGAUAUUGAUAAUAUAACAGCAGCGUUUGAAGCUCUGAUGAUUAAUCAG